AUGUUACGAGCCAAGCGACAAAACACUCAACCUCUAGAAGAAACCUCCGUCGCCCCUGAAACUUUCACCGAUGGCCUCCCACUACCCAAACUGAUCGCGUUUGACCUGGACUACACUCUAUGGCCCUUCUGGGUUGAUACACACGUCAGCGCCCCGGUGAAACCACGCGACAAUAAUUCCCGUGUGGUAGAUCGAUGGGGUGAAUCCUUCGCUUUCUACCCAGCCGUAUCCUCCAUUAUCUACGCCUGCAAGAGUCGCGCGAUUCCUCUGGCUCUAGCUUCAAGAACCCAAACCCCGGAUCUAGCCCGCGAUCUACUCAAGGCCUUACAUAUCAUUCCAACAUUCUCGGAUAACCCUGCGGCGAAUAGUCGCACUAGUCGCGCCUUGGAAUACUUUGAUUUUAUUCAGAUUUUCCCGGCUGAUAAGACACAACAUUUCUUACGCAUUCACCAGGCGAGUGGGGUUGAAUAUGAAGAGAUGUUGUUCUUUGAUGAUGAGGCGCGGAAUCGCAAUGUGGAAACGGAGUUGGGGGUCACGUUUUGUCUUGUUCGAGAUGGAAUGACUCGAGAUGAGGUUGAUCGGGGUGUUUGGGCAUGGAGGAAGAGGAAUGGUAUUAAGCAGAAGAGUGCAGAUGGAGAGCAGUGA
Penicillium malachiteum is the source of this 645-nucleotide messenger RNA. RefSeq names its product Mg-dependent acid phosphatase. NCBI's taxonomy places the organism in Eukaryota, Fungi, Ascomycota, Eurotiomycetes, Eurotiales, Aspergillaceae. The record is from RefSeq and is a predicted model, not a curated record. The transcript is spliced from 2 exons. Gene Ontology annotation, molecular function: acid phosphatase activity. Bases 1 to 645 code for a protein of 214 amino acids.